Molecule: messenger RNA, 2741 nt
Organism: Anastrepha obliqua
Lineage: Eukaryota; Metazoa; Arthropoda; Insecta; Diptera; Tephritidae
Product: zinc finger protein ZFP2-like
Exons: 4
Coding region: 167-2434 (755 amino acids)
Cellular component (GO): nucleus
Source: RefSeq, a predicted model, not a curated record
UCCAAAACGAAUUGAAUACAUUCUAUCAUUUUUGACAAAUAACAAAAUAAAAGAAUAUAUUUUCCAAAAUCAUUGCUCCGCGUAUUACUGUAAACAUUUAAAAGCAUUGUUAUAGAGUCGUACGCUUGUUUCGAUUACCAAUAAAAAAUAUAUUUUAACAAUAGUUAUGGCUGCGGCGACAGUGCAAAGAUUUCACUGUGGCGAAGUAUUUAUUACGUCCAAUUUUAGUAUGAUUCUUGAGUGCAAAUCGUGCAAUGAACAGUUCGGAGUUUAUACUAAAUUUCUGGAUCAUAUAUUUGAAAAACACUUUGAUGAUUGGAAUUCAGCCGAAAAAUCAAAGAGCGGCCCUAAGCAACGCGCAUCUGAGCCAGAGCAAAAUAAUGUUGAGCUUCCAAAAGAUAACCAAUACGUAGAAAUCGAUUCGACAACAUUGAAAGAUUUUCCGUAUGGAACUGACGAACAAGAUUUGAUAACAGAUGUGCUAGUACCAAUGGAAGAUGAUGCAGUGGUGUUAGAGGAUAUAAUCGAGGAGGAGCCUUCCAAAACUUCAAAUCCAAAUAUACGAACAUUGCGAACAUGUUCGACUACUUCGAAAGGAGGCGAUGCCGAUCGGAAAUACAAGUGUAGAAUAUGCGGCUUUGCAGUUUCUGGACUUCAUAAUUUGCCUGGCCACGAACAACGUCACAAUAUUAUAAAGCCCUUCACCUGCCUAAAAUGCGAUAAAGCUUUCUAUACGCGCACGGAAUUGAACACGCAUAUAAGGCGGCACAACGGCGAAAAGCCUUUUGUUUGUACAUAUUGUGGCAAGGGUUUUAUAACUGCUGGAACAUUAACUAUGCACGAAAAACGGCAUAUUGGAAAGCGACAACAUAAAUGUGAUCAAUGUGAAAAGAGUUUUUUCGAUGCCUAUCAGCUACGACAACAUGCUGUUGUACAUACGCAGGAACGUAAUUAUUCAUGUGAAAAGUGUCAAGCCAAGUUUAGUCGGCAGAAAACAUUGCGAACUCAUAUGAAAUUGCAUGAAAAUAAAUUAGGAUAUGAAUGCAUCAUUUGUCAUAUGCGUUUUAAUCAAAGGCCCACCAUGUUAUGGCAUGUGAAGAAUAAGCAUAAUGUUCUCCGCGAAGAAAUCGAAGACAAAAGCUCUGCCCAGACCAAUGAUCCCAUCGGAGGUGAAUGUGAAUCGACUUCUUACGAAUAUACCUUAAGGAUGGCUGCAAUUGCAGAUCAAAGGCAUCACUGUGGAGAAGUGUAUAUCACAAAUAACUACCUUAUGAUACUAGAGUGCAAGUUUUGCAGUGAGAAAUUCAGUGCUUAUGACAAGUUCCUCAACCACAUUUUUGAUAAUCACUUUGAUAAUGUUGACAUUCUUGAAGAACUGAAUACGGAAUCGAUGGAAUAUGAUGAUGAUGAAGAAGUUGCGGAACAAGAGUAUAUUGACAUAUUGACAGACACUAAUGUCGUAGGCGAUAGUAGUUAUUCGGCGGAAAUCAGUUCAGCCGCUGGCGCCAAAGUAUUUGAGAACAUAAUCGAUGAUGAAAAUAUGCCGGUGAAAAUAUCCAUGUGUCGUGUAAAUGUGGACAGCCAGAAUGAAACUGCUCAGCAUCCGCCAGAAAAUAAAAAGCUAUCAAACCCUCCCUCUGAUACACCAAGAGAAGAAAGCUCAAAAUUUCGAUCUGUUGUUUACAAAUAUCCGAGACAUCCUGGAGAAGAAAGAAAAUAUAAAUGUAAAUUUUGUAGCUAUGACUUUGCAAAUAUAAUAAAUUUGCGCCGACAUGAACGAAGACACUUGAACAAUAAACCGUUUCCCUGCGCGGAGUGCAAUAAACGGUUUUUCACACGCACUGAAUUACGUGCACAUAUCAGACGGCACACCGGCGAACGGCCAUUUGUGUGCACAUAUUGUGGUUUCGGGUUUGUAACGAAUGGUGCAUUAAAUAUUCAUGAAAAGCGACAUCUUGGUGAACGAAAACAUAAGUGUGAUAAAUGUGAAAAGCUGUUUUAUGAUGGUCAUCAGUUACGAAAGCAUGCUGUGGUGCAUACACGGGAACGUAAUCAUAAAUGCAACCAGUGCAAAGCAACAUUUACAAGAAUUGAAUCGCUACGGAAUCAUAUGAAGUUGCAUGAAAACGCUUUGCGUUACGAAUGCGGCAUUUGUAAUAUGCGAUUCAAUCAAAAACCUUCCUUAAUAUGGCAUGAAAAGAGCAAACAUGACAUAGUGCGAGGCGGUAACGGUCGAGUAAGCAACACCCUUACCACAGAAAUAACUAAUGAUACUGCGGACCUAGAAUACGAAUGUAAGCGUUGCAAAUUAGAAUUUAAAAAUAAGAAAUCAUUACUAGAUCAUCAAAGUUAUGUGCAUGCUGAUGCAGAUGCAAUAACAACGAUCGAAGCGCUCGAGGAAGCAGAAAGUGAAACAAUGUUAGAACUUCUUUGAAUUUGAUUAUUUAUGAACUCUAGUACGCCAAGUGAAUAUCUCACAAGAAUUUUGUUGUGAAAAUCGAACUAAAUUGUAUUACAUAGUGCUGUAUGAGUAUCAGAGGAAAGACAUAUUGUUCGAGCUUAAGUAUUUCAGAAGUACAUGAAAUUACAUAUUUAUUUAUAUUAUGAUGAUAAAUAUGUGUUAAGUAUUUAUAUUUUGUUUGUAAGUAUAAGUAUUUAAGAUAUAAAUUUAGAUUUUGUUUCAGUUAAGCAUUUAUGAAAAUUGGUCAGUUCUUGGACUCUGCCAUCAAACAAAUAUCAUU